This is a messenger RNA of Neocloeon triangulifer, 1746 nucleotides long. RefSeq names its product C-type lectin domain family 4 member K-like. Bases 86 to 949 code for a protein of 287 amino acids. Gene Ontology annotation, biological process: biological process involved in interspecies interaction between organisms. Gene Ontology annotation, cellular component: external side of plasma membrane. NCBI's taxonomy places the organism in Eukaryota, Metazoa, Arthropoda, Insecta, Ephemeroptera, Baetidae. The record is from RefSeq and is a predicted model, not a curated record. The transcript has 11 exons. Gene Ontology annotation, molecular function: carbohydrate binding.
UGGUUGCAAAGGGCAGUGAUAAAAGCCAGGGUUAAAAGUCUUUGGCGAAUUGAGAGCAUCGCACAAGUGGAAAGAUUGACUGAGCAUGGCACGUUUCUUUUUGCUGGGCGUUUUACUCGCCGCCGCCGCCCUGGCCAACGAAUCUUCAAACAUGAAACAAGAUUCAGAGUUUCAACAGGAAAUGUUGAAGAAUUUGAACAAAACGAAUGAAAAUCUGGACCGUUUUAUGAGAAUCGUCUACGAACAGGUUGUGGUGACGCGGAAGGCGGCGGAGGAGCAAAACGAGGCGCUGAUCAAAUUUUCCGUCGCGACCAACGAUCGACUGGACCAUAUGGCAAAAACGAUGAUGGACGCGGAGAAAAAUUUGAACAAAACAACUAACGACAGGUUCAAUCAGUUGCAAAAACAAAACGAGCAGACUUUGGAUUAUUUGAAACAGGUGGAAAAACGCCAGAAUCAAAAGUUUGACACUUUGGCAAACCUCACUGAGCAUCACAUUCAGUUCUUUCAAAUCAGAUUCCCGCCGCACUGCAACCUCGCUCGUUCGACAAACUUGACGUUGCUGUCCAACGGCAAGAUGUACUUUUUUUCUAACCCAGCUGAGGCAAACUGGACUUCAGCAAAUGAGACAUGCACCAAAAUGGGCCUCCAUUUGACCACAAUCAGAGACCAAAAUGAGGAAAAGGUAGUCGCGGCAGAAGGAUACAGACUUCAUGCUGCUUAUGAAUUGUGGGUUUCGGCGACAAACCAAGGAAGUGGAAGUGGAAAGGAGUUUCAUUGGAGCGACGGAACCAAGUUGGAGUUGGACAGUCCGUUGUGGAAUGUCAAUGCCGACAAGACAUGGGAUUGUGUUCUCAUCUAUCAUGGAUGGAACAUGGGAAAAUUGGCUACCUUGCCGUGUGACUUUACUCGGCCUUUCAUUUGCGAACUACCAAGCGAAUGUUACUGAAAAUCAAUUUAAAUUGCUUGAUGAAGAUUUACUUUCCAUUAAAAUCCUCUAAGAUAUUUCUUGCAAUUUUCUAGACGACUUAAAAAAAUGUAAAUUUGAUAUUUUUGUAAAAUGAUAAAUUUUAAUUAAUAAAAAGAGGUGGAAAAAGAGUUGAGAACGUCCGCUCUUUUUGAACCAUGAUGCCUUUUGACUGUCGACUUAAAAGUUAAAAGUCGUCACAUUUAUGGGGGAAAACCAAUUAAGGCACACGCAGCUUAUGUAGAAUUAUUGGGACACUUUUUCAUUUGCUUUCCAAAAACAUAAAUUUGUAUUUUUAAUAUUUUUUCUACUUCAUUCCUUUGCUUAUUCACAGAACUCACGCAAAAUUUACAACUAAUAAUAUAUUAAAAAAUUUUGAAGCAACAAAUUGAAAUAAAUACCAUGCAUGCAGAAUGAAGUGAAGCGACUUGAGGAAAAUUGGUCAAUGCCGUAUAAGUUGAUAAUUCGAUAAAUAAAUAUUCAUUCUAAAUCUUGUUUUCUCUUAUGGUCAGAUUUUUUAUGAUGGGCGGUGGCAAAGGGCAGUGAUAAAAGCCAGGGUUAUAAGGCUUUGGCGAAUUGAGAGCAACACAGUGGAAAGACUGGCCAUGGCACGUUUCUUUUUGCUGAUCGUUUUGCUCGUCGCCGCCGCCCUGGCCAACGAACCUGCAAACCAGAUCAUUCAAAACAGAUUACCAGAGCACUGCAACCUCGCUCGUUCGUCAAAGUCAAAUUUGACCACUCUGUCGAACGGCAAGAGGUACAGUUUUUACCCAACAGAG